AUGUCAGAGGCAGCCGGAGACACCAGCUCCAAAAUCACCACCAAGGACUUACAGGAGAAGAAGGAAGUUGUGGAAGAGGCGGAAAAUGGAAGAGAAGCCCCUGCUAACGGGAAUGCUAAUGAGGAAAACGGGGAGCAGGAGGCUGACAAUGCGGUAGAUGAACACGAGGAAGAAGGUGGGGAGGAGGAGGAGGAGGAAGAAGAAGGUGACAGUGAGGAAGAGGAUGGAGGUGAAGACGAGGAAGCUGAGUCGGCUACAGGCAAGCGGGCAGCUGAAGAUGAUGAGGAUGAUGAUGCUGAUACCAAGAAGCAAAAGACCCACGAGGAUGACUAG
Molecule: messenger RNA, 333 nt
Organism: Pongo pygmaeus (Bornean orangutan)
Lineage: Eukaryota; Metazoa; Chordata; Mammalia; Primates; Hominidae
Product: prothymosin alpha-like
Exons: 1
Coding region: 1-333 (110 amino acids)
Biological process (GO): positive regulation of transcription by RNA polymerase II; negative regulation of apoptotic process
Cellular component (GO): nucleus
Molecular function (GO): histone binding
Source: RefSeq, a predicted model, not a curated record